Molecule: messenger RNA, 9421 nt
Organism: Macaca mulatta (Rhesus monkey)
Lineage: Eukaryota; Metazoa; Chordata; Mammalia; Primates; Cercopithecidae
Source: RefSeq, a predicted model, not a curated record
CUUUUUUGCAAUCUUCCCCGUCCAGAAACACUAAAACCUCUAGGCGUUUGGCCCAGGGGAGCUAUCUGGGGUCAAGGGAAGGGAGCGGGCCGCACAUUCCUUCGCCCGCCUCCCCCCCACCUGGAGCCGCGGCCCCGCUGGAGCAGUGCACCCGAGCUGGUGCGGCAGCGCCGGCAGCGGCGGGGUUAAGCUCAGGAAUGCGGCGGGAGGAAUGCGUAUGCAGAUGAGGCGGGCGGGCGCAUGCUAAUCGCAUGCAAAUGAGGGGCCCGCCGCUGCCGAGGCCGCGCCGCAGCUUCCCGGAUCCGAGCCCAGACGGCGGCGGCUCCGGCAGCCUGGGCGCCGCGACCCUCGGCGGCCACAGGGGGACGGGGCGGAGGAGGAGGAAGAGGCGGAGGCAGCGGCGGCGAGGGGGAGGAGGGUUCGCUCGCCGGCUCCGACGCAGACAUGGUGGACUGAUCCCCAGCGGGGCCGCGAACAGCGUUUCCUGAGACACCUCCCGCGCCUGGUUCCGCCGCGCCCCGCGCCCCUCAGCCCCUCGCCGGCGCCCGCGUCGCGGGUUGGCGGCCGGGCCGGGCAGCCGCGUUCCCGCCGCGUCCCGCGCCCGGUCCCUAUGGAGGCGCCGUUCGCCGGUGAGGCCGCCGACCAUGCCUAGGAGGGCCGGGAGCGGUCAGCUGCCGCUGCCCCGGGGCUGGGAGGAGGCCAGGGACUACGACGGCAAGGUCUUCUACAUCGACCACAACACCAGGAGGACCAGCUGGAUCGACCCCCGGGACAGGUUAACGAAGCCCUUGUCAUUUGCUGAUUGUGUUGGGGAUGAGCUGCCGUGGGGAUGGGAAGCAGGGUUUGACCCUCAGAUUGGUGUCUACUACAUCGAUCACAUCAACAAAACCACACAGAUAGAAGAUCCAAGAAAACAAUGGAGGGGGGAACAGGAGAAGAUGCUCAAGGACUACCUCUCUGUGGCGCGGGAUGCCCUCCGGACACAGAAGGAGCUGUACCAUGUGAAGGAACAGAGGCUGGCGCUGGCCCUGGAUGAAUACGUGCGAUUAAAUGAUGCCUAUAAGGAAAAGUCAAGUUCUCGCACAAGCUUAUUCUCAGGAUCUUCAUCCAGUACUAAAUAUGAUCCCGAUAUUUUAAAAGCUGAGAUCUCCACUACAAGAUUAAGGGUUAAAAAGCUAAAGAGAGAACUCUCACAGAUGAAGCAAGAACUGCUCUAUAAAGAACAAGGCUUUGAAACAUUGCAGCAAAUUGAUAAAAAAAUGUCUGGAGGCCAGAGCGGGUAUGAACUUAGUGAAGCCAAAGCCAUUCUAACAGAACUAAAAUCUAUCAGAAAAGCCAUUAGCUCAGGAGAAAAAGAAAAACAAGAUCUGAUGCAGAGUCUUGCUAAGCUGCAGGAGCGGUUUCAUUUGGAUCAGAACAUUGGCAGAUCUGAGCCAGAUUUGAGAUCUAGUCCUGUGAGCUCUCAUUUAUCUCUCUCCAGACAGACCCUUGAUGCCGGGUCACAAACAAGCAUUUCCGGAGAUAUUGGAGUGAGAAGUAGAUCAAAUUUAGCUGAAAAGGUCAGGCUAAGCCUACAGUAUGAAGAAGCCAAAAGAAGUAUGGCCAACUUAAAAAUUGAACUGUCAAAAUUGGACAGUGAGGCCUGGCCUGGGGCACUGGAUGUUGAGAAGGAAAAACUGAUGCUGAUUAAUGAAAAAGAAGAACUUUUGAAAGAGCUUCAGUUCGUCACCCCACAGAAACGUACCCAAGAUGAACUGGAACGCUUAGAAGCCGAAAGGCAGCGGCUGGAGGAAGAGUUGCUGUCGGUGAGGGGGGCACCAAGCAGAGCUCUCGCCGAGAGAUUGAGAUUGGAAGAGAGAAGAAAAGAGCUGUUACAGAAACUUGAAGAAACUACUAGAUUAACUACUUAUUUGCAUUCACAACUUAAAAGCCUCUCUGCCAGCACCCUGUCCGUGUCAUCUGGGAGCAGCCUGGGUUCCCUGGCAUCAAGUCGGGGCUCUCUGAACACCUCCAGCAGAGGGUCACUCAACUCCCUCAGUUCCACUGACCUCUAUUACAGCAGUCAAAGUGAUCAGAUAGAUGUGGAUUAUCAGUAUAAACUGGACUUCCUUCUGCAAGAGAAAAGCGGUUACAUUCCUUCCGGACCCAUUACCACCAUCCAUGAAAACGAGGUGGUCAAGUCCCCCAGCCAGCCUGGCCAGAGUGGACUCUGUGGGGUGGCAGCUGCAGCAACAGGCCACACUCCUCCGCUGGCUGAGGCCCCCAAGUCUGUGGCCUCCCUGUCCUCGAGGUCCUCCCUUUCCUCCUUGUCUCCUCCAGGCUCUCCCUUGGUUUUGGAAGGCACGUUUCCCUUGUCUUCUCAUGAUGCCUCUCUCCAUCAGUUCUCUGCUGACUUUGAAGACUGUGAAUUGAGUAGCCAUUUUGCAGAUAUCGGCCUUGUCGAAAAUCAGAUUUUGCUGGAUUCUGAUUCAGGAGGAGCCUCCCAGUCUCUUUCAGAGGAUAAAGACCUUAAUGAAUGUGCUGGUGAGCCAUUAUAUGAAGGAACUGCAGAUGUGGAAAAAUCAUUACCAAAAAGAAGAGUGAUCCACUUGCUUGGGGAGAAAACCACUUGUGUGUCGGCUGCUGUAUCUGAUGAGUCUGUGGCUGGAGACAGUGGGGUCUAUGAAGCUUUUGUGAAACAGCCUAGUGAAAUUGAAGAUGUCACAUACAGUGAAGAGGACGUAGCCAUUGUGGAGACCGCCCAGGUUCAGAUAGGACUCAGCCUCUCUUUUGACAGAUACAAUGCAAAAAGUUCAAGUUUCAUGGUGAUUAUAGCACAGCUCCGAAACCUUCAUGCCUUCUUGAUACCUCAUACUUCAAAAGUAUAUUUUAGGGUUGCCGUUCUUCCUUCCUCAACUGAUGUCAGCUGUCUGUUUCGCACAAAAGUUCAUCCGCCCACAGAAUCCAUUUUAUUCAAUGAUGUGUUCAGAGUCGCCAUUUCCCAAACAGCUUUACAACAGAAGACACUGAGAGUAGAUCUUUGCUCUGUCAGUCAACACCGAAGGGAAGAAUGCCUGGCUGGAACUCAGAUCAGCCUGGCAGAUUUACCCUUUUCCAGUGAGGUUUUCACUCUGUGGUAUAACUUGCUUCCUUCCAAGCAAAUGCCUUGCAAAAAGAAUGAAGAAAAUGAGGACUCUGUAUUUCAACCAAACCAGCCGUUAGGAGAUUCUAUAGACUUGGAUGCAGUGUCAGCCUUACUUGCAAGAACAUCAGCUGAGUUGUUAGCUGUGGAACAAGAAUUAGCACAAGAAGAAGAAGAAGAAGAAUCAGGACAAGAAGAGCAAAGGGGUCCAGAUGGAGACUGGCUAACAAUGCUGAGAGAGGCCUCUAACGAAAUUGUGGCUGAAAAAGAGGCUGAAGUUAAAUUGCCAGAGGACAGUAACUGUACAGAAGAUUUAAGUUCAUGCCCUAGUGUGCCUGAGGUGAACGAAGACAGGAACAGGAAAGAAAACAACUGUGCCAAAGACCUCAGAAGUCAGCCACCUACUGGAACACCAACACUGGUGACUAUUCCACUGUUCCGUCUUAAAACUGAUGCCUCACAGGCGCCAUGUGGACUAGGGAGAUGCGUGCCUGUCUCCUUAGGUGUUGACAAAGAGACAAACACUGAUGAAGCCGCUAAUGACAAUAUGGCAGUUCGCCCCAAAGAGCGCAGCAGCCUGAGCUCUAGACAGCAUCCCUUUGUGAGGAGCAGCGUGAUAGUGCGCUCACAGACCUUUUCUCCCGGAGAGCGGAGCCAGUACAUCUGCAGGUUAAAUCGGAGUGACAGUGACAGUUCAACCCUGGCUAAAAAAUCACUGUUCGUGAGAAACUCCACCGAACGCCGCAGUUUGAGGGUCAAAAGGACGGUUUGCCAGUCAGUCCUUAGAAGAACAGCACAAGAAUGCCCAGUACGGACAUCUCUAGACUUAGAACUGGACCUUCAGGCAUCUCUGACCCGGCAGAGCCGCCUCAAUGAUGAGCUGCAGGCACUGAGGGACUUGCGUCAGAAGCUGGAGGAACUGAAAGCUCAGGGAGAGACUGACCUUCCACCAGGCGUGCUGGAGGACGAGAGGUUCCAGAAGCUUCUGAAGCAAGCGGAGAAGCAGGACAGAAGAGGCGCGUUAGAAGUCGGAAUGCUGGGAACCCUGGGCAGAGCUGGAAGGGCACCAAGGGGGGCUUCUUGGAAACAGGAGUGUCCUCUCCUUCAUCCGGUGCCGGUGACAUGGGCCGAACAGUCCAAAGAAGAGCAGAAGCAAGGUUUGAAUGCAGAGAAGUUGAUGAGGCAAGUCUCCAAGGACGUGUGUCGGCUCCGGGAGCAGAGCCAGAAGGUGCCUCGGCAGGUGCAGUCCUUCAGGGAGAAGAUUGCCUACUUCACCAGAGCAAAGAUAAGCAUCCCGUCCCUGCCGGCUGACGAUGUGUGAUUACAUGGUUUAAGAAAUUAUUUUGUCAUCUGUUCACCUUUUUAGGGAGGGUAAAAGACUGAAGAUUUGUUUUUUUGUUUUGGUGUUUGGUUGUUUUUGGUAACAUAACUGUCAACUCUUGAAGAACUUUUAUUUCACGUCAGAUUUUCAACAUUUUAAUUUUUAAAGUAUCUUGAGUGUAAUUUUUAUGUGCUUAAACAAGAAAAAAUCAGAUAAGAAAAAUGGGAUAAUCUGGUACACAAAUGUUGCCCAGAAUGUGCGCAUUGCCAGUGGGCUUUAUUUUGUAAACACGGAAUGGAGGCAGUACUACCCCACGUGUGUACUGUUGAGCCGACUGUUGAGAGACAACUUGGUUCAGCAGGUGGUCUUGCUUCUCCUUUGUGUUUCUGUGAGCAGGCCGUGCCGAUGGCAGCACCGCCACGUGGUAUCUGUGCGCUGGCGAGGAGAGUGUGAGCAGUCGCUGGGGUGCAGCGUUCCAAAGUCCACCCAAAAUGGAUGCUGCGUUCAUGGCCAUCACCUGUGCAGCAACACCUGGUUUCCUUAAAACGAUUUCCUUUUUGUCCUUUUAUAUUUUUCUAAAGAAAACAAAAAUAUAAACUACCAAGUUAUCUUAAGAAUAAGAAUACAAAGGAGCACUGCUCUUGGCUACACUAAAGAUCUUGGGAUUCAUGACACUGAGGGCAAGGAGAAGAAAGAACACCAGCCAUGUAGAGAUACAAAUAAGCUCAUCAAAUGAGCAGCUGGUUUCUCUCACUCAGCCUGAAUUUGCAGAAGUGUUCAAAUGUGAGUUUCUGGCUUGCACCAGUGUUUUGCCCUAAAUCUAAGGAUGGUGCCAAGUGGUGGCCCUGUGUUCUAAGGACAGAGAAAGCUGGAGGUGUGGAGAGAAACGCAUCGGCACUCAUUUGGUAUAACCAAGAAGAGGGGAAAAGAUGUCUUGAUAGAAUGAAAAUUGCCAAAAACAAACGAGUUUAUCAAGAGAUUUCUAACAUUUAGUAGAAAUUGCUUCAUAGCUCUCAUUUUUAGGGGAUUCUAUCUAUAAUUUAUGGUAAAUAGUUCGGAGGCAAAGGGAAGAAUGUGCCGGGGGGGAUUAUUAAUUUGAAGUAUAAGCUAAAUUGUUUAUGAAAUGACUUUUGGAUGAACAAGUUUAGAGAGAGAAACUGACUAAUGCGUCCUCCAGUUUAGAAUUUCACCUUACCCAACCCAGGCACGUCUUAAAAAACAUAUCCUCAGUGCAGCUCUGCCAGCAUCAAGCUUUUAAAAUAUAUAAUAUUUAGACCGUUUAAACCAUACUUAUUACUCAGAAACAAUUUGGGGUUAGCCAUCUAAUAUGGCAAAUAAAAUAGAUUUUUUUAAAGAUAUCCAAAAUCGUCUUAAAGGAACCCCUUAAAGAACAAAAAAGUUGUGUUCCUAAGUUAGAAUGCUCACUAGCAAUAAUUUUUAUUUUCUUGAAAGCAAUUGUAUAUAUUUUAGAAAGUUCAUGUUAUUGGAAUCGAAGUUCAAAUUAAGCAACUUCUGAGCCUAGAACUUUAUUUUUUCCUAAAUGUCCCACCAUUUAACAUACAAAUUUCUCUGAAGACAUAACUGGACAUGGCAGACACUACUUUGAACAAAAACCAGCCUAGUGAAUUGACUGAGUACAGUCCUUUAAGACUGCCCAGUUCAUUCUAUUAGAUGACUAAGGAAAACUAGAAAAAGAAUACAGUUCACCCUUGUCGAGGUCCAGUGUGAAAGACAGAAGUUUAUUUAACAUGGAGGUAAAUGAAGGUGAGCUGUUUUCAGCGUCUUAGUUUGACCAUGAAGAUGUCUAUAGAAUUAUGUGUAGUUGUUCUGUACGAUUUUAUUUUCUUCAUUUAUUUAUUUACAGUCUUAUUUAUGUUCUGUUUAAUAUAUAGUUUGAUUCUGGCCAUUUUAAAUAUUUGACACAGAAGAGACUAUAUUGGAAUAUUUACAGCUUUAUAAGUCUUUCAUCAGAUUAGCUGUUGACUUUUUGUAAUACAAAAAGUUUCAGACAAGUAUUAAAGAAUAAAAUCUGUCUCAGGCUGGUAGUUAGCAGUUGUGACCAAGAUGCUUUUGGUUGUUGUAUUUCACAAAAUUUCCUCAUUUCUAACAUGAGAGAUGAACUUAUUUUAAUAUAAUCCUUUUUCUACACUUUAAAAGUCAGCAAUAGUGUUAUGUAUUUAUAGGCAGCUUUUAAUAAUCUUGUCAUAUUUGUACUAACCCAAAUGAUUCACAGUGACAAAACAUUUUAAUAACUUGAUCACAAAACCAUAUGGACAAAUACGAAUUUUAAUAUUAUAAAUACUAUUUUUAAAAGGUAGAAUUUAUUCGCACAGGGUAAAAAGAAUGUAAUAUUUAGUUCUCAAGUUUGAAUUAUCAUUAUAUUAUUACAAUUUUGUAUAUCAGAAUCUUAAGUGUUACAGGUACAAAAAGGAUAUUGCUAGCCAAAUGAACAAAGUUUAGCUAAAUCUCUGUAGCAUGCAAAUCAAAUAAAUUAAAAUUUUUUGCUAUUGCUUUAUCUAUAUUGUAUUAAAUAUCAAAAGCUCAGGACUGAACUUAAUAUUUAAUCAGGUUAAAUUCUGAACAUGUUUCUGUUUUAAUUUGUCUUGUUUGUAAACGUAUGCAAAUACAUCACAUAGAUUAACUUUGGUUUCUGCACUUUCCAUGUGUUUGUGGGUGGAAAAAAAUUCAGUCGGUUUUUAAAAAAACAAAAACAAAAAACAAAGCUACAUAUUGCCUAAUAGUCUAUUUCCGUGUAGCUUAUUGUUCAGUUUAUUUCCCUGAUUGGCACAAACACACGAGUUUCCUGGAACCAUGUACCAAGCAAAUACAAAAUAUUUCACGAAGAAAUCCCCAAGCCAGCAGUUUGUGAUGAAUAGUUCUUGUUGGAACUAUAUGUAUUGCUGAUAAAAAAGGACGAAGUCUUUUCAUUGUGCAAAUAAAAUGAAGGGCUCCAGAGUAUGUGCUCUGUGGUCGUUCCGCCUGGGCUGGCAGCGUGCUCCACGGAGAGACAGCCAUCCCAGGAGGUUCUCUACACACACACCAGUCCUGCCCUGCCCUGCCCUGCCCCCCACAGACUGCUCAGUGCCAGGGAAGCCAGAAACGCUGCCCAUGAAAUACAGAGCACAGGAUGCAGAAGCACGUCUGUGUGCCAGAGCCUACUUGAAUCAUCCAAAACACAAGAUCACCCUCCUGCUUCUGACAUAGUUUAGAAGGCAUGACUGAAUGUGGCUGCCUUUCGAGAAAAGGUUCCAUAGAGACACAGGUCUCUGAUUCAGGAGAUGAUGUGUCUACGCCUUUCACCUCUAAAGCUUUUAAAGAGCUAAUCAUUAUUUUAUAUAAUAAGACGUCAUGCAUUUUAAAUAAAUAUGCAGCUCAGGCUUAUUAUACUAGGUUAUCUUAAACACCUGAAAGAAGUCAAUGAUCUGCCAGAUGAUUCCGCUCCAUAUGAAUAACACCUUCAAAGACACAUACAGAUUAACGUUUUAUUUACCACUUCUAUGCAAUCACUGUUUUAAAAUUGAGAACACUCAUCCACAGUAAUGGGUGUCAUUACUAUUAAGUCUUGAUUGGUUUUGAUCUCAGAGUAGAAGAUAAAAAUAGUUUACCAGUCUUGGAAAGAAACUAUAGUUUAAUAGCCACAGGAAAAAAUGCAUUUUCGAAAAUCAGAAGCACAGUGAGAUGACUAGAGCAGGACCUCCUACCAAAUCCAGUGUUGAGCAAGCGUCUCCUGAGCAGCAGACGCUUGUCCUUUCUGGCUUAGUUUUUCAGGUUGGUGUUUCUUGUCUCCAGUUGAUGAUGAUCUUGCAUUUGCGCCACUGCAUGGUGGCCCGAAGCUAGGAGAGCGUGGCUGGAACAGGCUGCACAGUUGAGCAGACACCCUCCCAGUAGAAGAGAAAGUCCAGCAAACCAGCCCAGAAAGAGGGCCUCCCCAAACUCCCACCUGGGGACAAAGUCUGGGACGUUCUCAUCCCAGAACUCCUGAACCGUCUUGUGGGCAACCCAAGAGACAGGAACCAGGGCUGUGAUUCCCGAGGCCCAGGACAGAACUCCUCCCAGGAUCAGCAGUCGCCUCUUGAGAUCUCUCUGACCCUCUCCAAUUCUCAAACAGUCCAGGCCAAACCCAGAGACCAGCAGGCCCAGAAAUCCCAGCCCGUUUGAUAGAAACAUUAAGAUCCUGGAGACCCUGAGUUCAGCAGGCAAAGCCAGGAAGGAGUCAAAGUCCUUGCAUUGCAUUCCCACUUCCUCUUGGGUGACGCAGGUUUGCCAGAGUCCCAUGGUCCAGUUUUCCAUUUCAUUUAAGUCCAGGUUGAGGUUCUUCCAGUGUGGCAGGUAGUUUGUAAGACAGGAUAAAACCCAUCCCAGCAAAGAUAAUGAAACUCCAGCUAGUUGAGCCACAGUUCUAAAUACUAAAGCCAUUAUAAUGUCCUGAGAGCUUUAACCAAACAAACUCCUGUCCUUCGGUUGCUGUGAAAAGAAGUGUGACACUUGUGUUAUAACUUAUGAAGCUCAGAAAUAUUUCUUCAUUGUGUAUAUAGGAGGAUUCUUGCCAGAGUUGCUAUUGUUUGAUUCCAUGUUGAAUGGGUUUCAGAAAAGGAUAGGGAAAUAAUGCUGCAAACCAGUAAUGCCAAGGUGUGGCCAAGAUUGUGUUUGUGUCCUGUGGGCUGGAUUUUGCAGAAAGCAGUUUGUCACUGAAAUAUAAUUAAGUGAUAAUAAUCCUCCUUUCGUUGUUAAGGUUAAAAUGGCUUUCUUGUUAUUCCCAACCUUUCUAACAAAGAAUUAAGUCUGAAUGCAAAAUGUUUAACUGAUGGUUUUGGUUCAACACCUCCUGCUUUGUAUCUCACUAAUUGCACCUGUCAGAUUUUCAUCUCUUAUAGUUCUCACAUUUCAAAUGUGCAUGUUAUGGUAAUACUGAGUGUUACUUUUAAAAAAUAGGUUCAAGAAAAGUAUUUCUUAACCAAAUAAAUCAAUCUUAUCAGAAA